Molecule: messenger RNA, 1018 nt
Organism: Gadus chalcogrammus (walleye pollock)
Lineage: Eukaryota; Metazoa; Chordata; Actinopteri; Gadiformes; Gadidae
Product: cornifelin homolog
Exons: 4
Coding region: 253-717 (154 amino acids)
Source: RefSeq, a predicted model, not a curated record
GUGUGUGUGUGUGUGUGUGUGUGUGUGUGUGUGUGUGUGUGUGUGUGUGUGUGUGUGUGUGUGUGUGUGUGUGUGUGUGUGUGUGUGAGAAACUAAAAAGCAUGUUUGAGGGUGGGUAGCCACAUCCUGUGAGCUACGAUAGACUGGGGAUUAAUGUUCUGGGUAACAUAAACAGUUGCUUGUUCAGACAAAUGUGCAAUCUAAGUUGCAUCUCCACAUUAAGGCUGACAUUUGCUUCGUUCAAAAGCAGCCAUGGCGAUGAUCCAACAACAGGUGAUGACCAACCAGCCCAGUGUGGUGGUGACCUCGGCUUUCGAGCCGGGGAGGGAGAUGUGGUCAUCCGGCUUGUUCAGCUGCUGUGACGACAUGGAGAUAUGCUGCCUUGGGUAUUGUUUCCCGUGCGCCCUGGCGUGUCAGGUCAGCGCCGACCACGGCGAGGGUCUGUGUCUCCCCCUGCUGGAGCUGUGUAGCGGCAUAGUGCCAGCCGUGGCCCUGGGCCUCCGGAUCUCAGUGAGAGAGCGCUACCGCAUAAAGGGAUCCAUUUUCGACGACUGCUGUAUCGUCACGUUCUGCGGCAUAUGCUCAUACUGUCAGCUGGCACGGGAACUCAAGGAACGCCGGUGCCGUCACACACAGGUCAUCUCCUCCACCACCGUGCAGGUCACCUCGAAUCCUCCGGCAUAUUACCCUGUCCAAGGCUACGGUCCCCCACAAUAAUAAGCAGGACCCAAGGCUUUAUACUUGAUAAUAAGGAGUGCAAUUGUAUUGCUGUGGAGCUUUUUUGGGAAAUGUUUGCUUAGAGCCGGUGGGGCAUGACGUUAUGGUUGCGGGUUUGAGCCCACCCAAGAAAUGUGCCGCUCAAGGCUUUGCAAGAUGGCUUGGUUAAAACGUGUGUGUUUGUGUGUGUGUGUGUGUGUGUGUGUGUGUGUGUGUGUGUGUGUGUGUGUGUGUGUGUGUGUGUGUGUGUGUGUGUGUGUGUGCAGGGCCGUGGCACCAAAUCCUGGGCCCUGUAUACAAG